AUGAGUUCUCGAUGGGCCUCAGCGCAUGAAAACACCAGGGGAGCUGGCGAUGCUCGUCCUACUGCCCUCCAGAUCGUCGAGGAUGAAGGCUUGCGGGGCAAGCUGACAGACAAGGUUAUUCUCAUUACCGGCUGCUCCUCCGGUCUCGGCGUUGAAACGGUACGCGCCCUUGUGCGAACGGGAGCUACCAUCUACGCGACCGCACGAUCCUUGGAAAAGGCUCAAGACGCGCUUGGAGGCCUUGCCAAGUUAGACCGUGUCCAUCUUCUCCAUUUGGAUCUCAACUCGCUUUCCAGUGUCCGGGCUUGUGCCAGCGAGUUUCUGUCCAAGGGCCGGAAACUCAAUAUCUUGAUUUCCAACGCCGCUGUGAUGGCUACUCCUGAUGGCCGCACCACGGAUGGAUUCGAGACGCAGUUUGGUGUCAAUCACCUGGCUCACUUCCUUCUCUUCUGGCUUCUGAAGCCGACCCUCCUGGAAUCGUCUACUCCCGCGUUCCAGUCUCGAGUCGUAAUCGUCUCUUCUAGUGCGCACCGCGGCUCCGAAGUCCACAUCGACAACAUCAAUCUCAUCGGCGAGUACGACGGCUGGAAGGCCUACGGCCAAAGCAAGACAGCUCUCAUCUGGACCGCCAACGAGAUCGAUCGGCGCUACGGCCACAGAGGAUUGCACGCUGUGAGCCUUCACCCUGGCGGAAUUGCCACCGGUCUCCAAGUCCACAUUCCCGAAGAGCAAAAGCAGGCCUGGGCGAAUUCGGAGGCUCUUCUAUCCACGUGGAAGAAUGUCGAGCAGGGAGCAGCCACCACAGUCUGUGGAGCUGUUGCGGCUUGCCUUGAAGGCCGGGGAGGCCUAUACCUUGAGGACUGUCAAAUCGCAGGCCCUUGGAAUCCUGCGACGGGAAUAACAGGCUCAGGCUAUGCACCCUGUGUGCUUGAUGAAGAAAAGGCGGCUAAGCUUUGGAGCAAAUCCCUGGAGCUUCUGGAUUUGGACAAUGACCGGUAA
Lasiodiplodia theobromae is the source of this 999-nucleotide messenger RNA. Its product is annotated as Short-chain dehydrogenase protein. The transcript has a single exon. The coding region runs from base 1 to 999 and encodes 332 amino acids. Lineage: Eukaryota; Fungi; Ascomycota; Dothideomycetes; Botryosphaeriales; Botryosphaeriaceae. The record is from RefSeq and is a predicted model, not a curated record.